This is a messenger RNA of Aspergillus costaricaensis CBS 115574, 1643 nucleotides long. Its product is annotated as cobalamin-independent methionine synthase II family protein. Lineage: Eukaryota; Fungi; Ascomycota; Eurotiomycetes; Eurotiales; Aspergillaceae. The transcript is spliced from 4 exons. The record is from RefSeq and is a predicted model, not a curated record. Gene Ontology annotation, molecular function: 5-methyltetrahydropteroyltriglutamate-homocysteine S-methyltransferase activity; zinc ion binding. Bases 322 to 1530 code for a protein of 402 amino acids.
GUUUUGUUUUCGAGUGGAAGUAAUCGUAUCAAGUAGUAUAGUACUCAAAGGGCGCGCAAGAUCGCAAGAAUUUGCUUGAUUUAUCUUUCUGUCUGUCGUCUGGGCCUGCGAAAUCGGUCCCAGAAUUUGGGGUCACUUUCCAGAGCGGUGGGGCAAGGACAGACCGGAGAAGAACAUGGACAAGACUCGGAGAACUCGCUUGCUGAGAAAUGAGGGGGUCUCUUGCCCCCCAUUUCUUCCUUCUUCUUGACUCGGGUCGGCUGUUGUCUUCUUUCUUCCAUUCUGUCACCAGACCAGAACACUCAAGCCCUUUCAAUCAUCAUGGCCCCUCAACUCCACCGUAACCCUCCUUUCCGUGCUGAGCACCUCGGCUCUCUCCUCCGGACGGAGGAGCUCCUCAAGACCAAGACCGCUUUCGAGAAUGGCGAGGUUUCUGAGGCUCAGCUCGAUGCUAUCGAGAACAAGGAUGUGAAGGAGGUCGCGGAGACCCAGAAGAAGUUGGGUUAUGCCGCCAUCUCCGACGGAGAGUACCGCCGUCACAUGUUCUGGGGUUCCUUCUUCCCUGGACUUGAGGGAUUCGAGGAGGUUAGUGAUGUCGAUGCUGAUGUCUUCCGCCCCUACGCCCCCGAUGUUGCCGCGUUCCUCGAGGCUGGUCACAAGCCUGGUGAGACCGUUAUCUGCACCGGCAAGAUCAAGCACGUCGGCAGCACUUACACCAAGGAGUUCAAGUACCUGGCCAGCGUUGUUCCUCCCGAGGAGGUCAAGAACCUCAAGAUCACCCUUGCUGCUCCUAACUGGUACCACUUGCGGUACAAGGAGGGCAAGGCUUACCCCAAGGACGUGUACAGCUCCGACGAGGAGUACUUCGGUGACAUCGCCAAGGCGGUUCAGGCUGAGCUGCAGGAGCUGUAUGAUGUUGGCUGCAGGAACGUCCAGUUCGACGACCCCAACCUUGCUUACUUCUGUUCCGAGAAGAUGCUUGCUGGCUGGAAGGAGGACCCUCUGAACGUUCGCUCCGCCGAUGAGACCUUCGAGCAGUACAUCAAGCUGUACAACGACAGCAUCUCUAAGCGCCCUGCCGAUAUGCACAUCGGUGUGCACCUUUGCCGUGGUAACUUCGUUGGCAGCCGUCACUUCUCCGAGGGUGGCUACGACCGCAUUGCCACCAAGCUCUUCAAGGAGCUCAACGUUGACACCUACUACCUCGAGUAUGACACCCCUCGUGCUGGUGGCUUCGAGCCCCUGAAGGAGCUCCCUACCCACAAGAACGUCAUCCUGGGUGUUGUGACCAGCAAAUUCGCUGCCCUCGAGGACAAGGAGGAGAUGAAGAAGCGUGUCUAUGACGCUGCUAAGUUCAUCGCUGAGGGCAACAACAUCUCUCUCGAGGAAGCCCUCAACCAGGUCGGUGUCAGCCCCCAGUGUGGCUUUGCCAGUCACCGUGAGGGUAACGCCAUUGACCGCGAUGGCAUGAUCGCCAAGCUGAAGCUUGUGCGCGAGAUCGCCAACGAUAUCUGGCCCGGCCAGCUGUAAAUAUACCCGUCGUGAAUGGCCGCGACAUAACACUCCUGUCGAUUCAACAACGAAAGGGAGUAUGAAUGAAUGUGACGACUUUAGCGUUUAGGAUACCAGUUAUUUAACAUAUG